UUAAAACCAAACCUACGCCCUUGAUUUAGGUAUUCAAAAAUCACAGCCUUCACCAGACAAGUAGCAUUAUUGUAUAUCACUGUUUUAUAGCACCUCUAGAUCUAGAUGCACAUUAAAAUUGUCAAACAUUUUUAGUAUUAAAAUAACCAAUUUAGAGGACUGUGUACUCUUUGCUUUCUAGUACCUGACAUUCUAAUUUUCUUUCAAUUAUUUUGGAGUUAAAUGUGUAAAAACGUACUGUAAGCAUAUCUGAAGUACAGACAGCAAGAGAUAAUAGAUAAUGGGCACAUGAGUGUCACAUUUGGGUGUAAAGUGAUGUACAAUGAAUUUCAAGCACAACAGCCCUCAUACAGUCUGUUAUGUCCUCUUAAAGUGGGCAGUAGGCCUUAAUAAAUGCAGAGAUAUCAAUAAAUUAGGCCUCUGGAGUUUGGUUUUUGGGGAUGAAAUGGAUAUUUCAGUACAACUGUGCCCCUCCUACUGACCCUCUAGGCACUAGAAACUGGAAACACAACAAAGUUUAGAGUUACACCACCUGUUAUGUUAAUGUUUCGUGUCGUCACAAAAGGGUCCAAGCUGGGGUGGAGGGGAUUACUAUAAGAAGACAUACACAGUCCUCAGUGAAGGAAAACGUGGACCUGUAGCUGAAGAAAGGGGGUAGGUAAAACAUCUGAAGGUACAUGUAAUAACUUAACUCAUCCUUCCUCAUGCUAUGACAGCUAAUAAUCAUGUAACAAUGUAUGUAGGAUAAGAUCAGACAGAAGUUUAGUGAUGAGAACUUCUUUGGAUGUCUGUGGAAGAACAUUUUUAAGUUUUGAAAAAAUGCCAAAAGCUCGUGUGAAAUAAUUCUUUGCAAGGGUUACGUUAUCUUCUUUUUCUGGACAGUUUGCACUGAGUGACCAUGGCUGAGUACAAGCUAGAGGUGUCAACAGGUGACAUGGAAUAUGCAGGAACAUGGGACCACAUAUAUGUCACUUUAUUUGGAACUGAAGGGCAGAGUGAGCGAACUGAGUUGGACAACUACGGCACUGACUUUACAACUGGGACAACAGGGACCUACACCAUAGACACCGGUGAUUCUCUGGGGAAACUUCUGCUGGUCAAGGUGGAGAAAAAUCCCUAUUUAAUUCUUCCAGAAGAUCAGUGGUACUGCUCCAAAAUAGUGGUGACUACUCCGGAGGAAGAUGUCAUUCUUUUCCCCUGUUACAAAUGGGUGUCCAGCGGAGAACUGGUGGAGCUGAGAGGAGGGAGAGCCAUGAAGGUUUCAGAGGAGGAACAUCCCCUGUUGAUUGAGCACCGCAAAAAAGAGCUGGCACUUAAAAAGAGCCUUUACCAAUGGCAGAUCGGCGAUGAAGGAAUACCCCACUUCAUCAAUUUCGAUGAUUCGUCUGAGCUUCCAGCUGAAAUCCGCUUCUCUAAGUCGAAAGAAUCUGAAAUAGAACGUACAACUUUGACAACUCAUAUUGAACUCCAGUAUAAGGGGCUGGUUGAAUCUACUGAACAAUGGAAAAGCAUCGACGACAUGAAAGACAUCUUCUGGUACAAAAAGACAACAAUGUCAGGUAGAUAUGUUACAGAGCACUGGAAGGAAGAUGACUUUUACGGAUCCCAGUUUUUGAAUGCAAUCAACCCAAAUGUGAUCAAGCGCUGCUCAGAGCUUCCUCCAAACUUUCCAGUCACAGAGGACAUGGUGAAGCCAUUCCUUGAGGAGGAUAGCUCUCUGGAGGAGGAAUUGGAGGAUGGCAAUAUAUUUAUCUGUGACAUGAAGAAGUUGGAUGGAAUACCCGCUAGAGACUAUAAUGGUGAACCGCUGCAUGUGACUCCUGGUCUCUGUUUGUUCUACUUGAACCCAGAGAAAAAACUGAUGCCGAUUGCAAUACAGCUGCAUCAGCAACCUUCUGAGCAGAAUCCCAUCUUUCUGCCCAGUGACCCAGAGACUGACUGGCUGCUGGCCAAGAUGUUUAUUAAAAAUGCAGAUCUUAUGGAUCAUCAGGCAGUCCAUCACCUCAUGAACACUCACUAUUUGGCGGAGGCCUAUACUGUUGCCACUCUCCGCAACUUCCCUGUGAUUCAUCCCAUUUAUAAGCUGCUGAUCCCACACUUCCGGUACACUCUCCCCAUUAACACUGAUGGACGAAAAGUUCUUUUUGGACCUGAAGGGGCUUUAAGUAUUAGUUCACUUGGAUAUGAGGGGCUGAUAGAGAUCCAGAGAAGGUCUCUCUCUGAGUUGACCUACAGCUCCCUCUGUCUGCCGGAGAACAUCACUGCACGAGGACUGGAGUCAAUCCCCAACUUCUACUACAGAGAUGACGGCCUGAAGCUGUGGAACAUCAUCAACAGCUUUGUAACAGAAAUAGUGGAGCACUAUUAUCCUUCAGACUGUGAGGUGGAAGAGGACUCUGAACUGCAGGAAUGGAUCAGUGAGAUAUUCACCCAUGGUGUCUUAGGAAACAAAGCCUCAGGGUUUCCAGAGUGCUUCCAUACUGUUGAGGAAGUGAUCAAGUUCAUCACCAUGGUGAUUUUCACUGUGACAGCUCAACACUCUGCCGUCAAUGAUGGACAGUUUGACUACAGCUCCUGGAUGCCCAAUGGCUCGCUCCUGCUGCGCAAACCACCUCCAACUACCAAGGGGGAGUCAAGCAUGGAGACAAUUCUGGAGACCCUACCAAAUGUUGGAGAGACAACAAACUUUGCAGGAAUGCUGUGGCUGCUUUCAGAAAAAUAUACAGAUGUUGUUCCCUUGGGUUCAUACCCUGAAGAACGAUUUGACGAGUCUGAGCCUAAGGAGAUGAUCAAGGAAUUUCAAGCAGAGUUGUCCGACCUAAGUGAAGAAAUUAAAGCCAGAAACUCAGAGCUUAAAGUGCCCUACACCUAUCUGAACCCUACUGAAAUAGAGAACAGUAUAACUAUCUGAGUAAGUCUGAGGGAGCCAUUUUACAUUUGCUAGGUGAGGUGGCAGACACAGUUAGUGGGGUGUUGCAUGCUGGAAGUAGAAGACUAUAUUUUGGUUUCUAUCAUGAGUAAGCUGGUGGUAUGGUAACAUAUGGAUCAGUUAGGAUGUAGCCCAAAACAGCAAACAUUUGGUGAAUAAUUUUAAUUUCAAAGUUUUCUGUAUUAGUGUAGUUCUCGGCUAUUGAUUUUGUGGUUUCAGUGCAUAACAGUAAUUUAUGCAAAUUAUAAAUUCUGAAUGCAGAACUACAAUAUGUUUAAGAUUAUGUGGAUCAGAUUUAUGUACUUAUCCCUCCCUUUCCUAUAAAACAUGAAGAAAAUGAAGACAGGGAUGAAUUAGAUAAAGCUCCAAGGGGAAAAAAUACACAAUUAGUCUGAGAUUGGCUGAGUUUGAUCUCUCUUUUUCAUGUCUAUAUUUAGAAUUUAAGGUUAUUUAGUUAAUAGUUUUAGUAGUAGAUAUACUGGAAAUGCUUAACUUGCUGACCUAAAAUAUCCAAAUAAAGGUGGUUUACUGUGUGUAAUUAUAUCUGUGUUCUCUGUCUCCUACUUUAUGUCCAGUACAUUUUUAUACUGAUCUCACCAGGAAAACUGACAUCAACUUUCCUCAGUGUGGACAGUAUGGAGUUGUAAUUUGUAAAGACAUGGAGAGAUCGAUGGUGUGCAACUAAGAGCAGUUGUACUAAUAAUCGGGCCCCCUCCAAAUGGUCACAAGAUAAAUCUGCCAGAGUUGUGAGAUAAUUAAUCAGAGAGGAAAAAAAAUAGCACAGUUCUGCUGCAUGAACCUGUAUUCAUAAUUAGGACUUUUCUUGAAUAUUGGUUUUGUGAAGUAUUGGAUAACUUGAACAGUUAUUUAAUCUAAAUUACCAAAGAAGUUUGGAGGGGAUGUGUUAGAGUCAGUUUUAACAUAGAAAUCUGAAACAUGACAGGGGGCCUUGAAUCAACAUUGCUUUUUUGUAAGGGGUCACAAGCCAAAAAGGUUCAGAACCACUGCUUUCAUCUUUAACAUUUUUUUAAAGAUAUUGUAUUUUUUAAUGAAAAAUCUUAACCUGAAAUGCAACUGCUUGUCAGAUAAAUGCAAUAGAGUAAAAAUAAAAUAUUUCCCUGAUAUAGUGGAGUAUAAACAUACAGUAUAGUAAUAUGCCAUGGAAAUACUCAAGUGAAG
This is a messenger RNA of Thunnus maccoyii (southern bluefin tuna), 4108 nucleotides long. RefSeq names its product hydroperoxide isomerase ALOXE3-like. NCBI's taxonomy places the organism in Eukaryota, Metazoa, Chordata, Actinopteri, Scombriformes, Scombridae. The transcript has 14 exons. The record is from RefSeq and is a predicted model, not a curated record. Gene Ontology annotation, biological process: lipid oxidation; linoleic acid metabolic process. Bases 899 to 2911 code for a protein of 670 amino acids. Gene Ontology annotation, molecular function: protein binding; oxidoreductase activity, acting on single donors with incorporation of molecular oxygen, incorporation of two atoms of oxygen; iron ion binding.